Psilocybe cubensis is the source of this 2364-nucleotide messenger RNA. RefSeq lists its product as uncharacterized. NCBI's taxonomy places the organism in Eukaryota, Fungi, Basidiomycota, Agaricomycetes, Agaricales, Agrocybaceae. Gene Ontology annotation, biological process: nucleotide-excision repair; positive regulation of mitotic recombination; transcription by RNA polymerase II. Gene Ontology annotation, cellular component: nucleus. The record is from RefSeq and is a predicted model, not a curated record. The transcript is spliced from 20 exons. Bases 1 to 2364 code for a protein of 787 amino acids. Gene Ontology annotation, molecular function: hydrolase activity, acting on acid anhydrides, in phosphorus-containing anhydrides; damaged DNA binding; ATP binding.
AUGAAGUUCUUCAUUGAUAACCUACCGAUAAUCUUCCCAUACGACCGAAUCUAUCCUGAACAAUAUGCGUACAUGUGCGAUCUCAAAAGAACCCUUGACGCCACUGGGCAUUGUGUACUCGAAAUGCCUUCUGGAACAGGGAAAACUGUUUCUUUACUUUCCUUAAUUGUAUCCUAUCAACAGUUUUUUCCAACCAAACGAAAGCUUAUUUACUGCUCUCGUACCGUUCCAGAAAUCGAGAAAGCUCUUGCGGAGCUGAAAAGGCUAAUGGAGUACAGAACCAAAUCUGCAGAGACAGAGGAGCAGAAAACCAAAGAGACGAAUUUCAUGGGGCUUGGUCUUACUAGCCGAAAGAAUUUAUGUAUCAAUCCUCAGGUAGCGAAAGAGAAGAAAGGGAAAGUGGUCGAUGCACGCUGUCGGGACUUGACAAAUUCCUCUGUUUGCCAAAAAGGAAGGGAAAAUCCUGGAUCUGUAGAGCUUUGUGAUUGGCACGAGAAUCUAGGGAAACUGGAACCUGGGCACCUUAUACCUGGUGGUAUCUGGACCCUAGCUGAUGUCCUGCAAUACGGUCGUGACAAAGGCAUUUGUCCAUACUUCGCUGUUCGACGGAUGAUGCCUUUUAUCGAUGUCAUCAUAUAUUCGUUUCAUUAUCUUCUGGAUCCCAAGGUUGCUGAACAAGUUUCUAAAGAAAUGUCCAAGGAUGCUAUCGUGGUGUUCGAUGAAGCCCAUAACAUUGGAAGUUUGCUCCCAGACAAUGUUUGUAUCGAAUCUCUCAGCAUCGACCUCACAAGACCUAUGCUGGAAGCUGCUGGUAGAAGUGUCACCAAACUGUCUGACAAAAUUGAGGAGGUUAAGACAACUGACGUUGCCAAACUGCAAGAUGAGUAUGCGAGGCUGGUCGAAGGAUUGCAGGAGUCUAUCUCUGAUGAAAACGACACCGACGCCGUCAUGGGCAACCCAGGCAUGAACAUUGACUCUUCAACCAUGAAGGCCGAACAUUUUGUCGCCUUCUUGAAGAGAUUUGUGGAGUAUAUUAAGACUCGCAUGAGGGUCCUUCACGUUGUGGCGGAAACGCCGCUGUCUUUCUUGCAACAUCUUAAGGAUAUAACUUACAUAGAACGGCGGCCGCUACGGUUUUGUGCUGAACGGCUCCAAUCUCUAAUACGGACACUGGAAUUAAACCGGCUUGAUGAAUUUGCCAGCUUACAGAAGGUCGCCAGUUUCGCAACUUUGGUUGCUACUUAUGAAAAAGGGUUUCUUCUGAUACUGGAACCCUUCGAGACGGAUAAUGCUACCGUCCCGAAUCCCGUGUUUCAUUUCACCUGUCUUGAUCCGUCACUUGCCAUAAAACCUGUUUUUGAGCGCUUCAGUAGUGUGGUCAUUACUUCGGGGACUAUAUCACCGCUGGAUAUGUACCCCAAGAUGCUGCAGUUUACGCCUGUUGUUCAAGAGACAUACCCCAUGACGUUGACGAGGAAUGCGUUUUUGCCCUUGGUCAUCACGAGGGGUAGUGACCAAGUUGCUAUCAGCUCCAGAUUUGAAGUCAGAAAUGACCCUGCUGUCGUUCGCAACUUCGGAAGCAUUUUGAUUGAGUAUAGCAAGAUAGUGCCAGACGGAAUCGUAGCCUUCUUCCCUAGCUAUUUGUACAUGGAGUCCAUAGUUGCAGCAUGGAACGAUAUGGGCAUACUGAAUGAAGUUUGGAAGCACAAAUUAAUUUUUGUGGAGACACCUGACGCAAAUGAAACAAGUAUCGCAUUAGAGAAUUACCGGAGGGCCUGUGAUAAUGGCCGUGGUGCAGUUUUGCUUUCUGUCGCUCGAGGAAAGGUCUCUGAAGGCAUUGAUUUUGAUCAUAACUACGGCCGAGCGGUCAUCAUGUUUGGAGUUCCUUAUCAGUACACUGAAAGUCGCAUCCUGAAGGCCCGUCUGGAAUAUCUUCGCGACGCAUACCGCAUUCGUGAAUCCGAGUUUUUGGGCUUCGAUGCCAUGCGAAAUGCUGCACAAUGCGUCGGUCGGGUAUUGAGAGGAAAAACGGACUGGGGAUUAAUGAUUUUCGCGGACAAGCGCUUCGCAAGAGCAGAUAAGAGAGCCAAGCUUCCUCGGUGGAUCAACCAAUAUAUUACGGAGACGGCCUCUAACUUGUCGACGGACAUGGCCAUUACACUAUCAAAAUUGUUCAUGCGCACCAUUUCUCAGAAUCCAAACGAAAAUCAAACUGGUGUAUCAUUGUGGACGUUGGAAGAUAUUGAGAAAGCACAAGCAAAACAAAAGGAACUCGCGUUAGAUGCUGAGAAGGAUCACGAUGACGAUUACGGAGAUGGGGGACUCAGCGACGCGGCACUUAUGGACUUCGAUCUUGAUGUCUGA